CCCACCUCCAGGCUCACUCACUCUCUCUCUCUACCUCGCUUGCGCUGCUUAUUCAAAGCUGUUGUUAACUGCUGCUCCGCUCCAGCUCAUUUUACUCCACACAGCUUGCUAGUGAUGGAAGGAGGAGGGAUGCUAGGCGUUAACGUGCUGGCCGCAGGAAAGUCCAGCUUUGGACAGCAACUGCUGGGACGGUCCCUGAUUUUUGGUUGAUUUGCUUCCGAUCUGUAUUAGCCCUCAUCCUGGGAAAGCGGUCAAGUGCAGCCAUGGAGAGUUAAGUCCAAAUAUUGGGAUUUGGAAUCACGCUAGCGAUAAGGGAUUGGGGACCUCACCUGGAUCUACAGAGGGCUUCAUUAUUAGUUUCUUGUCCGGACAGCUGUAUGGAUGUGUUCGGAUUCUCGAAAAUGGCUAAACUGUCAGGCCACAAGAACAAAUCAGCAGGCUGGCCUCCUCCCACGGGCAGCUGGGCCGGGCUGCAGGGAGCGCCCUAUGGAUGGGACAUGGGCUCCACACGGGACAGCAGGGACUGCUUCAGCAAUCAUGUGUCUCAGAGCAGUUCUCUGGAGGAGGUACGUCUGGACGGGGGUCAGCUGCUUCCCCCGGCUCCUCGGCGGGUGGAGAUGAGGAGAGACCCUGUUCUUGGCUUCGGCUUUGUGGCGGGCAGUGAGAAGCCAGUGGUGGUUCGCUCUGUCACUCCAGGUGGUCCAUCAGAAGGAAAACUGAUCCCAGGAGAUGAGAUCAUAAUGAUAAACGAUGAAGCUGUCGCCUCAGCGCCUAGAGAGCGGGUCAUUGACCUUGUCAGAAACUGUAAGGAGUCCAUCCUCUUGACUGUUGUCCAACCUUACCCAUCCCCCAAAUCAGCCUUUAUCAGUGCAGCCAAAAAAGCCAAGUUGAAGUCAAAUCCAGUCAAAGUGCGCUUUGCCGAAGAGGUCAUCAUCAAUGGACAGGUUCCGGACACUGUGAAGGACAACUCGCUGCUCUUCAUGCCAAAUGUUCUGAAGGUGUAUUUGGAGAACGGGCAGACCAAGUCAUUUCGCUUCGACAACAACACGUCCAUCAAGGAUGUCAUUAUGACGCUGCAAGAGAAGCUGUCCAUCAAGUGCAUUGAGCAUUUCUCCCUGAUGCUGGAACAGAGGUCAGAAGGCUCAGGCAGCAGGCUGCUACUCCUGCAUGAGCAGGAAAUGCUAACUCAGGUUACGCAGAGGCCAGGUUCACACAAGAUGAAAUGCUUUUUCAGAAUCAGCUUCGUUCCAAAGGAUCCAGUCGACCUUCUUAGAAGGGAUGUGGUAGCUUUCGAAUACCUCUAUGUCCAGAGCUGUAAUGAUGUGGUUCUGGAGCGCUUCGGCUCCGAGCUGAAGUAUGAUGCUGCUCUUCGUCUCGCUGCUCUGCAGAUGUACAUCCUCACCCUCAGCACCCGGCCGACCCAGAAGGUUUCACUGAAGUACAUACAGAAGCAGUGGGGUUUGGAACUUUUCCUGCCUCCAUCAGUGCUCUCCAGCAUGAAGGAGAAGAACAUCAAGAAAGCCCUGACUCACAUCCUGAAAACCAAUCAGAAUCUAGUGCCUCCAGGGAAGAAGUUGACCAUUUUGCAAGCGAAGGUUCACUAUUUAAAGUAUCUCAGUGAAUUAAGAUUAUAUGGAGGAAGGGUAUUCAAAUCUAUCUUACUGCAAGGGGAAAAGCAAACGGAAGUUACAUUACUUGUAGGACCGAGGUACGGUAUCAGUCAUGUCAUAAAUGCCAAGACCAAUCUAGUGGCCCUGCUGGCAGACUUCAGUCACGUUAAUCGCAUUGAGAUACUCACAGAGGAUGAAAUCAAUGUGCGAGUAGAGCUACAUGUCUUGGAUGUCAAGCCCAUCACAUUAAUAAUGGAGUCCAGUGAUGCCAUGAACCUGGCUUGCCUAACAGCUGGAUACUACCGGCUUCUAGUGGACUCACGUCGCUCCAUCUUCAAUAUGUCCCACAGCAAUAGCACAGGAGAAAUGGAAAGUGGUCAGGAUCCUAGAGAACUUGAGUGGCCAUACAGCACCUCUUUGGGCACCUGUGAGGAUGCUAACCUUCAAUCAAGCAUGAAUUUAUCUUAUCAGGCUGAAUGUGAUUACCCACAGGACAGAGCAGGAGAGAACAGCAUGACCUCUCCUUAUGCCCUAGAGCCCCAACUACCCCAGUAUCCAAUCCAAAGUGGAGAGAGAUCACCAGUCAGGAGCAGAAGCCCCCAACCCCCACCUCUACCCCCUGCCAGGCAUCGACCCCAAGACUCUCCCAGGAGUGCAAAGGUGUCCUUCAUAUUCGGAGAUCCACCUUUGCACAGUGUAAACCCUCAGAAUCUUGGCUACCAGCGCCUAAUGGAUGAGAGUCCUGAGGUACCUGAACGGCCUGCUUUCAUGCAUAACAAUGUGGGCUUUAGGACUCCAGAUGGAGCAUCUUUUCAAAUCAGGCCCAAUGUAGUCUAUAGCAACAUUGGUGAAGGGAAAAUAUUUGACAGUGCUGAAGGUAUUGAGGAACCUCUCUUGCGUGAUUUAUGCUAUGCUGAGACUACUGAUGAUGCAGAGGAUGAGGAUGAAGCUAGCGGUGAAGAGGACACAGCUGCAACACCUGGAGAUGGUGAAACAGGACUGCCAGCAAGUAAAGCAACAUUCCUUACCCUGUCUGGCUCUAGUGACGACAUCAUAGACCUGACUUCCCUUCCACCACCAGAGGGAGAUGAUGAUGAGGACGAAAACGAUGCAGUCCUUCACUCCCUCAACAUGGCCAUUGCGGCUCCUCCUCCUGGAUUUAGGGACAGUUCGGAUGAGGAGGGCACAGAGGGCAAAAGCCAGCCGCAAGGUUCCUGUGAUAGUAACAGUAUUCCUGUGUCCCUGAUUGAUGCUGUCCCCACACAUGGGGAGGGCAGUAGUGUCAGGAACUUGGAUCAUGCUGUUGUGGACACACUACAAGCACUAGAAGCACUUGCUGUAUCUGAGGACAACAACCAAACUCAGUCUAACAACAGUGCAGGUAAUGGCAUAUCACGAGCUUUCAGUCCAGAGUCCUCAUCAGAUUCAGGAAAUGAGACCAACUCCUCUGAGAUGACUGAGAGUUCAGAACAGGCUGCAGCCCAUAGGCUUUCUGAGAAUUCCAUGCGUCUUUUGGUGGCCACCACUGAGGGUUACCAGCCCCUUCAGGAGGAGAAAACAGAAUUCCCUGUCUCCCCUUGCACUAGAGGGCCCAUUCCAAAGCCACCACGCAGUCCCUCUCGCCAUAAAGAAGUGCAGACUCAGUCUGCAACAGUGCCUUUAAAGCAUAAUCUACCUUCUUCUGAUAAUCUAGAGAUGGAGCCAGAGACAAUGGAAGAUAAGUCCUUGAGUAAUUACAUGGUCAAAGCACACUCAAGCACACUUUUGAGCACUGGCAAGAGAUCUAAAGCAACAACAAGUGGAGGAAAACGACACAAGAAAGUUACAGAUGCCCCAGGAAAAUAUAACACCUUCAGUGGAAGAGAAAGUAGUAGAAGGAGUCAAUUUGAUGUUGAACGGACCUCAUUCUGUGAAAGGAUUCAGGGGCGCCAACCACUGUUAGAAAAUGAACCCAUGGAAAAUCAGCAUGAAGAACCUGUUGGCUCAGGAGAGAACCUCACUCGCAGUAACAGUACCAUCUUGAUUGGCCAGGUGGAGCACCAGUCCAAUGCAGUCCCUCUAUCCCCAGUGAAGAAGUCUCAGGAUCCUGGACAGACUGAAUUCCAUAAGGAGGAUCAACAGGUCCAUCCACCACUACGACAGGGUGUGGCACGGUUGUGUGAGUACCACCUGGCCAAGCGAAUCUCUUCUCUGCAAAGUGAAGCUCAGAAUUCCCUGCAGAGCUCCCAGUGCUCUUCUCUGGAUGCUGGCUGCAGCACAGGGAGUAGUGCUUGUGCAACACCAAUGGACUCGCCACUUUGUGCUCCUGACUGUAAGCACCCUCUCUCUGAAUCUUCCUCCUCUCUCCUGCUCGCAUCAAGGGACCUCCACCCUCAUGCAGACCCCGCUCUCCUGAGGAAGAUGCUACCAAAUGUACAUCCUCCUGGAUCCGAUCCAUCCCUCAAUGCCCGGCCAUCAAAAAUCAAAGAAACCACAGGUACAGCUCGAAGGAGUAACCUUCUCAGUGAUCUGCAUGCAAAACAUGGCAGUAUAAGAAGUCUUAACACAAAGGAGGGGAGUGAGGCUUAUAGGCAGUUGAUAAACUAUCUGACAGUCAGCCAGAUGCAUCAGGGAGGCAAGCUGCAUAGGGCAGGACUGGGGGGAGGCAAAAAGGACAGCAGAAGGCAUAUCACAAACAAUCCUCUCCUUUUAGAGCUUGUUAGAAGUAAAGGGAACAUUACUGGCAGAUGUCCCUGCAUGCCACCCUCAUCCUCACCUGUUCUCAGCCCAAAGCUAGUGCACCCCAGUGCAGCCUCUAUAAGAGCGAACAGAGGCCCCCAAAUGUACCACUCGGCCACCUUACCUGCUAAAUUGAAGAGGAGUCCUGACUUGCAUGCUCAGAGACCCGCAAGCAGCCUUGAAAUAAGGCCCAGUCUCUCUGAAAGGAGAAGUUCAUUUUCCGGCCUCGAGUGUGAGUUAGAGCAAAGUUUUAACCCCGAUCGGUUCCUUUCUCUGAAUAGGAAUCGCAGCGGAGGCAUACCCCAUGUCAGCACAGAGGACUGGCACAAGUCUGACUGCAGGAUGACGCAUGCCGCUCAACAGACGCCUAAUGAUUCUCUUUGUCUCUCUAACACCCCUAGUGUAGCUCGCACAGAACAUCCUGGAAUGCAGCUGGGAGGAGGAGGAGACCCGCCUGCUAUUUUACCAAGGCACAUCAGGACCUGUGCCAGCUCUCCACCCCCUCCACCACCGCCACCGCCACCACCACCACCACCACCUCCUCUGCCUCCAUCAAGUCUCUCAAUGAACACCAGCUACAGCGUGUCAAAGCAAGAGCCAGUUGUCCCUCUUAGACAGAACCAUGUCCAUAUGACGUCUCAAGGGUUCCAUCAGUAUGACACCAACUCCAAUAGUCUGUGGCAGGGAAGGGAACUUAGAAGAAGUUCCAGUAGUAUAACUACUGGCUCUGGAAAUAUUGAAGCACUCUUUGAAAAAACAAGGGCAACAUCAGUGGGACGAAUCCAGCAGGGGAAUUUCCAACCAACUGAGCCACAACUGCAGAGAAGACCUACCAAAAAGAAGCUAUCGAAAAGCUACUCCCAAGGUUCCAUGGCUUCCCAGUCAACCUGUUGGUCUAUGGGCAGUAGGGACAGCAGGAGAGCCUCAAUCAUGCUUCCGCUACAGAAGGAUGGCAAGCAGAUGAAAAACACACAGAAGCUGGAUUCCAGUCCCUGGAGAUGCAAUGGUCCAUUCAGUUAUUGCUUCUUUAAAAGGAAAAACCAGACAGAGGAUGAUGACGGAGAUGUGGAAGGCUUAAGAAGGCACCGUGGUGACUUAGAUGAAGCCGGUCCUUCCCAGUAUAACCCCAAUCCUGUUCUGGACAGUACAGGAGAGCAGCUGUAUGGUGAAGUUCUGAACAACAUGAGCUUUGGAGACAGACUGGCCCGUAUAAAUGCACUGAAAGACCGCAUGUAUGUCUUCCCUGCUGGUUUCUCUGAUGUUAGGAGAGACGCAUCUGAGCUGAUUGCUCUGGUGCGCUCUAGCGUGGGCAGAGGCGACAGAGGUACCCCACCUAUGCAGGCGCAGGAGCUGGUCCAAUAUAAGCAGCUGCUAGCAAUCGAGUCUAAAGAACUUGGACGAGCAUGCCGGAGGAUGGCGCAAGCACACGGGAGCCCAGAGGAGAUGUUGUUGGCGGUCACUUGCAGUUUCCAGGUGCUUUGCUGCUUAUCUGAGGUCUGCAUGUGCUUGGUCCGUGGCCUGGGAGUGUCAGCCACCCAGCAGCAGCGUGAGGUUGUUGCCAAGAUUGAUGAGGUUGUCAUGAACUAUAUCUGCUUGCUCCGUGCAGCAGAGGCAGCCUCAGGCAGUCCCCCUGGGGACCACAGCGUUAAAGCACUUGCUCGCCACUCCAGCACCAUGUCAGCUAUCGCCAACACCCUCACACGCUCCCUUAAAACACUGCUCAGCAAGUAGGCCUCAUCUGGUGUUCUUGAGUCAGUCUCUUAUUUGCAAAGCCAUACAUGGACACAUGGGUUGAGGAAUGACCCAAAAUAAUCUACUGUAAUGAAUAAUCCUGUGGU
Molecule: messenger RNA, 6166 nt
Organism: Pygocentrus nattereri (red-bellied piranha)
Lineage: Eukaryota; Metazoa; Chordata; Actinopteri; Characiformes; Serrasalmidae
Product: FERM and PDZ domain-containing protein 4
Exons: 16
Coding region: 378-6059 (1893 amino acids)
Cellular component (GO): cytoskeleton
Molecular function (GO): protein binding
Source: RefSeq, a predicted model, not a curated record